Messenger RNA from Nicotiana attenuata, 1110 nucleotides. RefSeq lists its product as uncharacterized. NCBI's taxonomy places the organism in Eukaryota, Viridiplantae, Streptophyta, Magnoliopsida, Solanales, Solanaceae. The coding region runs from base 1 to 1110 and encodes 369 amino acids. The record is from RefSeq and is a predicted model, not a curated record. The transcript has a single exon.
AUGAAAGGUUGGGAUCUCUUCCAAUUAGAUGUGAACAAUGCUUUUCUACAUGGGGAUUUGCAUGAGGAGGUGUACAUGGAAGUUCCACAAGGUUUACAGGUUGACACACCAGGUUUUAUAUGCAAAUUGAAGAAGUCCUUAUAUGGACUAAAACAAGCCAGCAGGCAAUGGUAUGAUAAAUUAACAGAAUCUUUGUGCUCAAAAGGAUAUGUGCAUUUUGUUAGUGACUACUCAUUUUUCUAUAAGAAGAAUGGCUCCUCAACUCCAUUUGUGGCUGUGUAUGUGGAUGAUGUAAUCCUCACGGGGACAGACUUGGAGGAGAUCAAUGCUUUGAAGAAGUUCCUACACAACAAGUUCAAGAUCAAAUAUCCGGGCAAGCUGCAUUAUUUCUUGGGCCUAGAAGUGUUCUAUAAAGAUGAUGGAGUGCUCAUUUCACAAAGAAAAUUUGCUAUAGAUCUGUUAAAGGAGUAUGAUUGUCUGGGGUGCACUACAGUCUCUUCUCCACUUGAUUGCACAAUUAAGUUGAAGGCAACUGAAGGAUCCUUACUGACAGAUCCCACAUAUUAUAGGAAACUUGUGGGGAAGCUCAACUUCCUCAUAAACACAAGACUUGACAUAACAUAUAGUAUGAAACAUCUGAGUCAAUUCAUGCAAUCGCCUAGAGAACCACAUCUUAAAGCUACAAUACUUGUUCUUAGAUAUUUGAAUGUUAAUCCCACACUUGAUAUUUUGUUGUCCAAUAGACCUGACUGUACCUUAAAAGCUUAUUGCGACUCAGAUUGGGUUGUCUGCCCUGAUUCUAGAAGGUCUGUGAGUGGCUAUGUAGUUCUGCUUGGAGAGAGUCCCAUCAGUUGGAAAUCCAAGAAGCAGGACAUAAUUUCUUUAUCGUCGGCAGAAGCUGAAUACAAAUCAAUUCAAAAGGUAGUUGGUGAGUUGAUAUGGAUAAGGAGACUGUUGGAAGAAUUAACUGAUGCAUGCCAGAAACCUAUUCAUGUUUCCUGUGACAGUCAAGUUGUUGUACACAUGACAAGGAACCCUGUGUUUCAUGAGCGUACAAAGCACAUAGAAGUCGAUUGUCAUUUCGUGAGAAUAAGCUGCAAGAUGGUCUGA